CUCUUGCUGAGGUGUAAAUAGGGUUAUGAAGAGAACAGUAGAAGAAAGUAAAACAUUUGAGCUCUGACUUGGGGCUCUUUAGGGGUCUGCAGCAGGAGAAAGGAAAUCAAGCUCUAGAAGUAAUUUUCAAAAUGUCUGAGUAUUUGCCGCAAGAAGUGUUGAUUGAAAUUUUUCUAAAGCUUCCCACCAAGUCCAUUAUUCAGUUCACUAGUGUCUGUAAGUCAUGGUACUCUCUUAUUACUAGCCCUAAUUUCAUUUCCACUCACCUCAAUUACCAAGAUGAAUACCUGCUAGUACGACAUUGCUCCGGAGAACCAGUAAAAGAAAUUUAUGCUUUGUUCUGUGACAAUGAGAAUUUUGACCAGUAUGCCCAGUUUGAUUUUCCAUUUGAGUGUUACAGUCACUUUAAUAUUGUGGGUAGUUGUAAUGGGCUUUUGUGCCUUUCCGACGACCUGUGGGGUUAUAGGGACCGUUCCUAUAUUUGGAAUCCAUCCAUCAGAAAGUCAGUAAAACUCCCCGAACCAAUUUUUACAUAUAGAACAUAUGGCCCCUUUGACCAUACACUAGGGUUUGGGUUUGAUAGUGUUACUAAUGACUACAAGGUGGUAAGAAUAGUACACAGUGAACUUUAUACUGAUUGGGUACCACCUCAUGCUGAGCUUUAUAAGCUAAGCACUGGUGUUUGGCAGGACAUUACUCCUGUUUCUCCAUCUUGUAUGUAUGUUCCGAAGAUACCAGGGUUCUACAUGAAUGGGACUUGCCAUUGGAUUGCUUCUAAACAGAAAGGAGGGGAGAGUCAAAAUAUGAUUGUGCUGUUUGAUGUGCAUGAGGAGACAUUCUGGGAGAUGAUGGUACCUGAUAGUUUAGUUUGGAAUUUUAGUGGGUUUUUUUGUAACGAAUUUGUCCUUUUUGCCUCAGAUGAGUCACUUUGUUUGGCUGAUAGUUCCUCUGGAAAUGACAAAACAAUUGAUAUUUGGAUGAUGAAAGAGUAUGGUGACCCAGAAUCAUGGGUGAAACAGUUCAGCAUCAGUUCAAGGGACGUAUCAUUCAACGUUGGUGUUGUUGAUGAAUUUUUCUCGAUGCUUCAUGGUGGUCGUCAGCGUCAGGUUGCUCAUUUCUUGGUGAAGCCUAUAGCUUCAAGGAAACAUGGUGAAAUUUUGUGGAGGGCGGACAACGGACUCUUGGUUUCGUAUGAUCCUGUAGCUGAAAAUAUUAAGAAUCUGGGCAUUCAUAAUGCUAACUAUUUACCUUACCGGGAUGCACUCUAUGUUAAUACUUACAAAGUGAGCCUUAUUUUACUUGGUAAACAGACAGAUUAUUCUGCUGGAGACACUUGUGAAGGUUUAUCCUGUUUAUGCAAGAAGGAAACUAAAGGUGGGAGGAAGUUUCAUGAAGGAAACACUAAAAGAGGUAUGCGUAUUGUAUCUCCCUUGCACAUCAGUGGAUUAAUGUACAUGUCAAAAAUGAAAGCAAAGAGGCUGCGCAUGAUAAAACAGAAGAACAGGUUUCAGGCUGACACUGGGGACCUCGUUUGAUUGAUUGGAAAUUCAAAGUUUCUUGAAGGAGCCAGGAGUGCAUGGCAAUUUGUUAUGCUUUUGGGUAUUAAAACUCUUUGAUUAAAAUAGAGGUUGUAAAUCUAGUGUCUUGACUACUACUAAGUAGAUGUUCUUGGGCUCACCAUACUUCCAGAUAUUGUGUUGUUUUUGCAACUAUCUGGUGAUUACUAUUACAUUUUCCCGCCAAAUUUCUAUGUUUUAUGAGGCUUAGUAGUAAUGAUAGUAAGGACCACUUUAAUGACUAGAAUUUUGUUUUAUUGAUCA
Nicotiana attenuata is the source of this 1820-nucleotide messenger RNA. RefSeq names its product F-box protein At3g07870-like. The coding region runs from base 132 to 1535 and encodes 467 amino acids. The transcript has 2 exons. Lineage: Eukaryota; Viridiplantae; Streptophyta; Magnoliopsida; Solanales; Solanaceae. Gene Ontology annotation, molecular function: protein binding. The record is from RefSeq and is a predicted model, not a curated record.